Molecule: messenger RNA, 6363 nt
Organism: Nilaparvata lugens (brown planthopper)
Lineage: Eukaryota; Metazoa; Arthropoda; Insecta; Hemiptera; Delphacidae
Product: TBC1 domain family member 16
Exons: 11
Coding region: 242-2788 (848 amino acids)
Biological process (GO): activation of GTPase activity
Cellular component (GO): early endosome
Molecular function (GO): GTPase activator activity
Source: RefSeq, a predicted model, not a curated record
UGAUAAGCAAGCAGACGGAUUUUGAAAUGUUUAUCAAUAAUGAAACAAUUCUGUAGCAUAUGUUCAAAAAUAUUUUCAUUUUGCGAUUGAACUGUUAAUUGCGGGAUUCGUAGUCAAAUUAUGACUAUGACAGCAAUAAAUAAAAGAGCUAUUUUUAUCCAGUGUGCUACGAAAUGAUAACUGAUAAGAAAAGAGUAUUUGAAAUGUGAAUUAAUGUGUAUAACCUAAAUUUUAAAUUGGAAUGCCUCUCUCUAGAAUCAUUAAAAAAGCAUCAAAUUUUAUUCUUCGCUCUCAGUAUGAAACUUCAACCACUCCGACAUACACUGAUGGUGAAAUUGUCUUUUGCAAGAACAAUGUGUGUGUCCAUCCUCCAACAAUGGUCAGACAGGAGACAGAUAUUGUCCAUCAUCCCGGUUACUUGACAGUGACAAGUCAGACAGUCGGCAAUAAGUGCACUCUCUUCUUGUCCUGGAUCCCCAACACCACUUUGCGGAAACAUCCUGGUACUGUUGAACAGCGUUCCUCAUCUGUUACGAGGACUGGAACUGACUCAGAUGAGAAAGUAGGCACAAGAAGACGGUCAACAAGUGCUUGUCAAACUUCCAGUGGGGUGCACAUUGGUAGAAGGUACUCAUCAGGCAGUUACGAGUCUGAGUGUGUGGGAUGUUUUCCUGACAACAAACUCUCUACUGAGCUGAAGGAUAUCUACAUAUCUAAAGGAAGUAUAUCGUCCUGCUCUGAUAAUAACUCUCUAACUCCAAGCGAAGAUCUGAAAUUUGAUGCUGUAAAGAACAAGCAACUGGAAUCUAGUCUGAACAAUGAAGAACAAACAAGUGAAGGAAGGUUGAACAAACAUGACAGUAACCACAAUGACUCCAAUGAAGCAUAUCAGAAACUAUUAGAAUGUAGAUUGGAUCCUAGUAGAAGUAAUGUUAUUAUUGAAGAACCUCUAGUACAAAAUGAGAAUAAUUCAACGGUGCCAAAGAUAAAUCCAAGCUCAUCUAAUACUAGUUCACUAGUUAGUGAUAGUUCGAGUAGUUGUCAGUUGAAGGUUGAGGAGAAUAAUGCCAAAGAUCUACCCAAUUCCGAAAAUACUGAUUGUGAUGAGAGCGAUCGUGUUUCAUCGUUCAAUGGUGUUAACACCAAUUCUUCUAAAGCGAACCCACCUGCUGUCUAUGCAUUCCAAAGGCCUGAAGGAAUCUUGUACGUAGACAGUCUAGUUUUACAAGAGAAUCCUCACAUAUUGAAUAUAAAGAGUAGCUGUGGCGGCCCUAAUAGGAGGUUGGAAGAGUCGAGAGUGAGAGAGACGGAGAGAAGGAUGUCGGUGCAGAGCAACGAGGAUGGACCGAGUCCUCUGUGGAUGAGCUCGCCUGAGCUGUUGGCGCUCAAACACAAUCUCUCGUUUCCCGAUAGUCUCACCGCGUCACCUGUUGUCAGAAGAGCGCAGAAGUGUUGUCGCAAGUUCUGUGUUGAUCUGAGUGAAAUGAGGUCGCUGAGAUUAUUCUUUUGUGAUGCUGAGAGUACCAAGGGACAGCUUGUGGUAGCGUCUCGAGAAUGCCAGUACAAAAUUUUACAUUUUCAUCAUGGCGGCCUUGAGAGACUAGCUACUGUUCUCCAACAGUGGAAUCUGCUGUCGCCCACCACUCCAAGCGAUAAUUUACCUUAUCGUCAUUUUAUGGUUUGUCGACCAGCAAUGGAUGAUAGUGAGCUGCAUCCAGAAGAAGGGAAAGUUGGAAUGGUGAAUGAGGCUGAAUGGAAAGAGAUGCUAAAUCCUCUGGGUCAAGUGGAAGAUGACCUUGUUUUGAGAAAAGGUAUAUUUUUGGGAGGUUUGGAGCCAUGUUUGCGCAAAAUAGUUUGGCCAUUUCUUCUCUACUGUUAUUCCUAUCAAUCGACUGCAGCGGAGAGAGAGCACAUCACAGCGAUUCGUCGCAAGGAAUACCAACUCAUCACGAAAAAACGGUUAUCACUAGAGGGAGCUGCCAAAGAAAGAUUUUUCAGAAAUAUUCAGUGUGUGGUUGAGAAAGAUGUUAUCAGAACUGAUCGUGGGAAUCCUUACUAUGCUGGUGACAGCAAUCCUCAUGUUGAGACGAUGAAGAACAUCCUUCUGAAUUAUGCUAUCUAUGAUUCCGGAUCAGGAUACAUGCAAGGAAUGUCAGAUCUACUGGCGCCAGUGCUUGCGGAGAUAGGACAUGAGGCGGAUGCGUUCUGGUGCUUUGUCGGUCUCAUGAGUCGAGCUAUCUUCGUCUGCACUCCCACUGACUCUGAUAUGGAACGAAAUUUGACGUAUUUGAGAGAACUGAUUAGAGAAAUGGUUCCAGCAUUCUAUUCACACCUACAGAGACACACUGAUGCCAUGGAACUUUUGUUCUGUCAUCGCUGGAUUUUGUUAUGCUUCAAGAGGGAGUUUCCCGAAGAAGUGGCACUUAAAAUGUGGGAAGCAUGUUGGGCGAACUAUCUCACCGACUAUUUCAAUCUUUUCCUGUGUUUGGCAAUUGUUUCGGCGUAUGCUGACGAUGUCAUCGCUCAGGAUCUACGAACUGAUGAAAUGCUUUUGCACUUCAGCUCUCUGGCGCUUUACAUGGAUGGGGAACUCAUUCUUAGGAAGGCAAGAGGUCUGUUAUACCAAUUUCGACAACGAACUGUGAUACCGUGUUCCUUAGCAGAGUUGUGUCAAGAGUGCGGCCCGGGAAUGUGGGAUUCGGGGCAUGCGCCGUCGGUCGUCUGUCGCGGCGAGAACUGUCCGCAGACUCCGUGUCCUUACCGAGGCAUUUCCACCGCACAACAGUGAACUCGGCAACCAUGCCUACAUACUAUUAUACUAUUCCAUUUUAAACUUUCUAAACUGCAUUUAAAUGUAUUCUUAUCAAUAUAUGAAACUUCAUAAUAGUUCUCCUAAUAGAUUGUGCUGUUUGAGUCUAUUUGACAAAUUUUUAUUCAAUUACUUCACUUCCUAAAAUGACUUACCCAAAUCUUCUCUUUUCUUGAAAAUCACUGUUUCUUUCUCAAAUUCACUGUAUAAAAUUAUUGCAGGACUGCAGUUCCGUGUUGAAAACAAAACCAACAUAAUAAAGCUAAAAAUUUGUUGGAUUCAACACGAAUCUACAGUCCUGCAAGAUAGUUUAAUAAAGUGGGUUUGAUAAAAAAUAUUGUGCUUUUCAAUAAUUAUGGAGAAGUUCUACAUCAACAAAUUAUCAAAAAUUACAUUUUCUUCAAUCAUACAGCACUCGGAAUCUUUCUGGCUGCACACAGUUUUUUUAACAAGCUCCAAGCUUCAUGGUUGAUGUCAACACUGAAGUGUCUGAAGUUAGCGCUUUCCUUUGUAUUGUCCUAUGUACCUCUCCUGGGCAGAGGCAUACAUGGAGAAUCAGUGAGCCGGUCGCUCACUCCGUCACCGGCCAGUGUUGUUUGACCAUAGUGUGGUCACGUUAUAUGUUGCUAUCCUUGUCUAUCAUUUGGCAAAGCAGAUAGCGUUAUCCUUUUCUAGCUCUGCAAGUUGCCAGAUCGUCUUUUAACAAUUUAUAAAUAUAAUAUCUAAUUUAAACUCUGAUAAUUCAUUAUUUUUAAUAAUUGAAAAAUAUAUUUUAUUGACGAAUAGAAUAAUAUGAUUGAUUAUUUUAAACAAGAAUAAUGAACAGUUGAUAUCACAUCAGAUAUACCUAUAUAAUCAUCCUCUAUAGUAGGAAGUGGCAAGGCAGAGAAUCGGCAACGCUGCUUUCCUAUCUUUCUCCAUUGCUAUUAUAAUGUGAACCUCACUAAAGGGCAGCCAGUUGGGCAGUCACAUUCUGGCUGCCAGUGUGGUCAUCAGGUUUGGUAGCAGCCAGCAAUUCCCUCUUCCAUUUCAAUGAAGAUUUUUCAUUUCGAAUUCCCACUUGAGUAAAUAUUAUUCUUUUAAUUAGGUCCGUAAUUCAGAAUAAGUCUAUAUUAUAUGGAAGAGAAAUGUAGCUAAGUGUUUCCAGAUAUUAGUCAUUAUCUUGAGUGAAAAUUAUUAUGACAAAUCAAAAUAAAUAAUCUAUCCCUGUAUUCUAAUCUAAUUGAUUUAUCAAACUGUUUCAUAUUUUCUAUCUACACUAAUUCUAAAUUAAAAUUUACUGCACAACUUUUGAAACUCUAGAUGUCAAUUAGCAAAUUAUAGAAUAAAUGUUUAAAUUUUUGGUGGUGUAUUACAAUUGUAGGUUAUUCUCUUAAGCUAAUAGUAAUAGAUUAAAUGUGUAAUUCGACUGAUUCAGAAGAAGCCAACUUGAAGAUUUUUAUAUUCUUUCUUUCUCUUGUGUUCUCCUGUAAUCUCGUAUUUGUUCAACCUAUUACAAUAUCUGAACUAUGUUUUUUCCAAUAAUUGAUGAGGGAUUACUAAGCAUAUAAAUAUAUUACAAUAUAAUGUCAGUUAUGAUAAAAUUAUUGCUUUUCUCGAGGUUAAUAGAGUUUAAGUUUAUUUUACCUUGUAGCUCUACCAGAUAGCAGUUAAUCAGCUCUAUUGAUUUUCCAAGUAGCCAAAUUUACGUUAUUAGUUAAUUAUGUAUGUAAGGAGGGAAAAGAACUAUAAUAACAAAAGAGAACAGAAUAACUAGAACUUUAAUUAAUUGGUAUCUUUCUGUUUACAUGGUUGAAAAUGAUAAAUAUAAAUUUUUCUUCAUUCCAAAAAGGUAAAAUAUAAACACAAACACAAUAUUAAAAUUGAAUUUAAUGGGAAAACUACUCGCUGCUGCUAAAGAUGAUUCAAUCUUUGAGGUUAUGAAAAUUAAGAACAAUGAUCUUAUCCAGUAGUCACCUACCUUCUGAAUAUGGCUUCCCCCUUUGGCAUCCACUGGUUUAAUCGCGACUUUACAGUUAGUAUUUUAAAAGAUCAAAAAUUAACUGAACCAAUGAACAGGCUCAGAACCCGUCUCCCUCAAUAAUACAAUUAUUUUUAAACUGCCCGAUCUGUGACAGAAUAACUGUAUUAUAAAACGAAACGAAGUCUAGCCUUUCUCACUGGAUCAGCCGGACUUUACUCACAGUCCUAAAGAACGAGCUCUGCCCCAAAAGCUAAAUUAUGGGUAUCAAUAUAAACUCAGUCAAUGCCAAACAUGAAAGCCAUUUCAAGUACAUAUUUUUAUCUGUCGCACAAGCGGCACGUUUGUUAUUAGAAACAAAAAGAAGCUACGUUAAUAUUGACAACAAAUGAAAUAAACAAUCUUUCUGUCGAUGACAAAGAUUGUUCAAAGACAAAAACACUGUUCAUUGAACUUUUAAUUAAAAAACUCUAAAAUCCUGAUCAAUAUGAGAUAAAAUAUAUGAUUAAUAUAUAUGUCCCAUAUGACCAGGUGACAGUUAAUUAGCUAAAUUGAUUUUCUAAGAACCAAAUUUAUGUUCAAGUAUCAGGUUGAUCAAUAUAUUGCAGGAGAGGAAGAGCUGAGAACGCAUAUCGGUUGUAUUUUUAAGUAGGCGUGAAUUAGAUCAAAAUAGCAUUAUACUCGUAUUCUAGUCUUAUUUUACAAAACACCAGGAAGAUCUAAAUUUAUACAUUAUAUAAGUUUAUUAGAGGUAGUAUUUUGACCUAUUGAAAUGACAACUUCAAAUUAAAAGUAUAACUAUAAAUUUUAAUCUAUGUGUUUUUUGAAUGCUUUAAUAAAUCAUGCCUCUAUUAUAAUAUGUAUUUCUAGAAUAUUGUAUUUUUUUUUUUAGAUUUUUAGACUUUUCCAUGAGAUGAGUAAAUUGUUUUUUUUUCAUAAUUUAGUAUGUUGUUUGUAAACGAUAGGCCUACAAUUGGCUUCCAUUAAAUGUAUUGCAUGAAAUUUCAAUUAAGAGCCGUAUUCAUUUUUAUUCUCAAGUACGUUCUCAGCCGAGUAACCAAUUACAGGUUCCAAUCAGAACUAUUUUCUUAGCUAGAUCAACGAUUCUGAUUGGUCCUAAAAGCGUACUUAACUAAGAACUUCCUUAAAAAUCGUUUAUACACAAGGCCUUAGAAGGAAUUGUUUUAUUCCAUUCAAUCCAAUUUAGUCCUAAUUUCCUUUGUUUAAAGACAAAGAUCAAUCAAACCAUUCAUUUUUCAUCAUUGCUAUUAUUAUUAGUUGAGUAUUUGAACAUGAGAAACGCAUUGGAAGUCAUACUAAUUUUAUACCAUGUUGAUCAUCCUACUAUGAUUGUUAGUUAAAAUUGCCUUAAAAUAUACUGUAUAAUAAUACUUUUUGCAUUAUUGCAUGCGUUAUAAUUCGUAUCGUUAAUAAUUAAAAACAAGAUUUUGCUUGUGUGCUAAAGCGACUUCUAUUCAAUUAUUGUAUUCAAAAUAUCAGAUGUCAUGAAUAGGCUUCGCACAAUUUCUGUUGAAGGGAAUUCUUUUGAAUUUCUAAGCUGUGAUAAAUAAAAACUGUUAUUGUAUCAAACUAA